Molecule: messenger RNA, 2205 nt
Organism: Anoplophora glabripennis (Asian longhorned beetle)
Lineage: Eukaryota; Metazoa; Arthropoda; Insecta; Coleoptera; Cerambycidae
Gene: ple
Product: tyrosine 3-monooxygenase
Exons: 7
Coding region: 215-1819 (534 amino acids)
Biological process (GO): dopamine biosynthetic process from tyrosine
Cellular component (GO): perikaryon; cytoplasm; axon
Molecular function (GO): iron ion binding; tyrosine 3-monooxygenase activity
Source: RefSeq, a predicted model, not a curated record
CAGCCGAUCCGCACACUCGUUUGCUACUACUCGCUAAGAAGCGUCAUUAGCCCAUUUUUCGACAGACGGUUAUCAGUCACUGAUCGUGGUCGAAGUUUGUCGGUCUACAUACCAACGCGACACAUCAGCAGUGAAAACUAGUGCUUUCAGGCUGAUCCCGGUCCAACUUUUAGCGAGUUACACCACCCCCCGUUGAAAUCUCCAGGUUCGAAAAAUGGCCGCAGUCGCCGCUGCCCAGAAGAAUAGAGAAAUGUUCGCCAUCAAGAAAUCCUACAGCAUCGAGAACGGCUACCCCGCAAGACGUCGUUCCCUUGUCGACGACGCCCGUUUCGAGACCUUGGUGGUGAAGCAAACGAAGCAAACGGUACUGGAUGAGGCUCGUCAGCGUGCCAAUGACUCUAGUGUAGAUCACGAAAUUGAAUUUGACGACAAACCAACCCAAAAGCCAGAACAACAGAGCGAGGAUGACUCUGGCCUCUCCGAAGAAGAAGUGGUAUUGGCCAACGCCAUCGCUGAAGGACCCGAUGCCGAAAAGGCCAUCCAACGCGCCGCUUUGAUCCUGCGUCUCCGCGAAGGCAUGAACUCCCUCUCUCGCGUCUUGAAGACCAUCGAAAAGUACCAAGGAGUCGUCGUACACCUGGAAACCCGCCCCAACCAAAAGGAGAACAACCAGCUUGACGCCCUCGUCAAGAUCGACAUGACUCGCGUUAAUCUUCUUCAGCUGAUCAAGGGCCUACGUCAGUCUGGUACCUUAGAACACGUGACUUUGAUCGGUGAAGACAACAUAUCCGCUAAGAACCCAUGGUUCCCAAGACACGCUAGCGAGUUGGACAACUGCAACCACCUCAUGACCAAAUAUGAACCGGAUCUUGACAUGAACCACCCCGGGUUCUCCGACAAGGUGUACCGCGAAAGAAGGAAGGAUAUCGCAGAAAUUGCAUUUGCGUACAAAUACGGAGACCCAAUCCCAUACAUCGAAUACACCGAAACUGAAAACAAGACCUGGAACGCGGUAUUCACCACUGUUCUGGAUCUGAUGCCGAAGCACGCUUGUGCAGAAUACCGCAGGGUAUUCCGCGUACUUCAGGAAGAAGGUAUCUUCCAACCAAACCAGGUCCCGCAGCUAGAGGAAAUGUCCAAUUUCAUGAAGAAGUGUACCGGCUUCACCCUUCGACCUGCAGCUGGGCUCCUGACAGCCAGAGACUUCUUGGCUUCGCUGGCUUUCAGAAUUUUCCAGAGCACACAGUACGUGCGCCACACCAAGACUCCUUUCCACACCCCUGAGCCCGAUUGCAUCCACGAGAUCCUUGGACACAUGCCUCUGUUGGCGGAUCCCAGCUUCGCGCAAUUCUCUCAAGAAAUUGGACUGGCGUCCCUUGGAGCUUCAGACGAGGAAAUUGAGAAAUUGUCUACCAUUUACUGGUUCACAGUAGAAUUCGGUCUCUGCAAGGAAGCCGGCGAAACCAAAGUGUACGGGGCUGGACUGCUCAGCGCCUACGGAGAGCUGCUCCACGCCCUCUCCGACAAACCAGAGCACAGACCAUUCGACCCAGCCUCCACCGCUGUCCAGCCCUACCAGGACCAAGAGUACCAACCCGUCUACUACGUGGCUGACAGUAUCGAGGACAUGAAAGACAAGUUUAGAAGGUGGGUGUCCCAGAUGUCCAGACCCUUCGAGGUAAGGUUCAACCCGCACACCGGAAGGGUUGAAGUAUUGGACUCCGUGGAAAAAUUGGAGUCGCUGGUGCAACAGCUGAACACAGAAGUCCUGCACCUCUCGAACGCCAUCAACAAAAUGAAGGCCCCCUCAAUCCUCUAAGCGCUGUUCGUUCUUUUGCUGAGUGGAACAAACGAAGGGAUUGGCUAUGUGACUGGAGCUGAUCGUUCGUCAAGCAUCAUCGAUUCAUCGUGUGUAUAAAGUCGUCAUUUUACGUGUAAUAUAUAUUUUAAUUAUUGUAGGCUAAAUAAUGAAUAGUAUUAUAGUGUAGUUGAGUGAGUAGCUUGUGAUCUCACUAUUGUCAUUGCACCAAACUUAUCUGCGAUAAUGUUAUUGUUGUUGUUUUAUUCUUGUCUAGUACCCUUGUAGUGUUUUCUUAUUAUGUGUAUUUAUAAAAGACAUGUUGUCAUUAUUGUAUUAAUUUAAUAAUGCACCUGCACGAGAUCAUAAAUUAUAUUGUAUUAUAGAUGUUAAUGAUAAUAUACAUG